Messenger RNA from Ctenocephalides felis (cat flea), 1459 nucleotides. RefSeq names its product vacuolar protein sorting-associated protein 26B-like (gene Vps26). The transcript is spliced from 9 exons. Bases 143 to 1285 code for a protein of 380 amino acids. Gene Ontology annotation, cellular component: endosome; retromer complex. The record is from RefSeq and is a predicted model, not a curated record. Gene Ontology annotation, biological process: retrograde transport, endosome to Golgi; intracellular protein transport. Lineage: Eukaryota; Metazoa; Arthropoda; Insecta; Siphonaptera; Pulicidae.
UGGCGAACAGCCCCUGUCAAAUUUUAUAAGUCAGUUUCGAGAUUGCAAAAUGCCACAUAUUUUGAAUGCAGAUUACAUGUAACGUUAAGAAGUAUCUCUUAUUCAAAAUUCUUUUCAAGCAGCCGAUUUCAAGUUGUUUAAGAUGAAUUUUUUGGGUUUUGGUCAAACCGCUGAUAUUGAUAUAGUCUUCGAUGGAGCUGCUAAUCGAAAAAUGACUGAUGUGAAAAUGGAAGAUGGCAAAAAAGAACGGCAAUUAUUAUAUUAUGACGGUGAAACUGUCUCUGGAAAGGUAAAUGUUACGUUACGAAAACCUGGAACCAAAUUGGAACAUCAAGGAAUUAAAGUUGAACUAAUAGGUCAGAUUGAACUCUAUUAUGAUAGAGGCAAUCACCAUGAAUUUACUUCUCUCAUUAAGGAAUUGGCUAGACCUGGUGACUUAUUGCAGAACACAAGUUAUCCCUUUGAGUUUGCAAAUGUUGAAAAGCCUUAUGAAGUAUAUACAGGAGCUAGUGUUAGAUUAAGAUAUUUUUUGCGUGUAACUGUUGUGAGGCGUUUGAGUGAUAUAAUUAAGGAAAUUGAUAUAGCAGUUCAUACAUUAAGUAGUUAUCCGGAAAUGAAUGUUCCAAUAAAAAUGGAGGUUGGAAUAGAAGAUUGCUUACAUAUAGAAUUUGAGUACAAUAAAUCCAAAUAUCAUUUGAAAGAUGUAAUUGUUGGGAAAAUAUAUUUUUUGUUGGUUAGAAUUAAAAUCAAACAUAUGGAAAUAGCUAUUAUUAAAAAGGAAACAUCAGGUUCAGCUCCAAGUCCAUUUUUAGAAACUGAAACCAUUGCCAAGUAUGAAAUCAUGGAUGGAGCACCAGUAAAAGGAGAGAGCAUUCCAAUAAGAGUAUUUUUAGCAGGCUAUGACUUAACUCCAACGAUGAGAGAUAUUAAUAAAAAGUUUUCUGUUCGCUACUAUUUGAAUCUCGUAUUGAUGGAUACUGAAGAUAGGCGCUAUUUUAAACAACAGGAAAUAACCUUGUGGCGCAAAGGUGAUAAAUCUCGUAAAACGACCGCAGCAAACCCUCAUGUGCCGAGCCACUUGGUGGGUGCUGACGGGAAUAUAAUUCAGCACACGGACAAUGCUCAUCCCAUCCCCGCAACAAAUGCAGGUUUGUUCAGCGAAGGAGAGAGUCCAACCGAAAAUUUGAAUCAGCCUACAAACGCGUCGUCUAACAAACAAGCAUUAGUUGAGGAUGAUGGUAACUUAUUCAAAAAUUCAUCUCCCCAAAAUCAAAUAUCUGAAUAAACAUUUUCUAAAAUUGAUUUAAUGAAAGUUCAUACAUAAAAUUCCCCUUGGUAAUCCUAAAUUAAAGCACUAAAACGAUUUAUCUUCAAAUUCAGUUUGAUGAAUAAUUUUUGAUUACGUAAAUAAUAUAUUUAAACAUAUUACAAUUGGUCAAUUAUGUUAUCAUUAUUGCCA